CCGAGUAGGAAUCCCCGCUCCCCGGCAGCAGCUGGCAGCUGCCCAGGCGAACAGUGAUCCCAUUCCACCCAUGGAGACGGCCUUCUUCUCCGCCUCCUCCCUCUUCCACGCCGACGACGACAGCGACGACGGCGGCGGCAGCCGAGAUGAGAUGCAGGCGGGCACCGAGGGGGAGAAGGAGGAGCAGCAGCAGGCGUUGGAGUACGAGGAGAGGUUCCACAAGUUCCCCGGCAUGGAACUCAGCAUAAGAGAAUUUUCAUGCCAUCAAUUAAAUGCCAAUUUACUAUGGCCUGGGACAUUCUUCUUUGCUGAAUGGUUGGUCAAGAAUCCAUCUAUUAUAGUUGGUCAACGAAUCCUGGAAUUAGGGAGUGGAACAGGAGCUUUAGCUAUUUUCAUGCGGAAGUCUUUUGGAGUGGAUAUCACAACUUCUGAUUAUGAUGAUAAGGAAAUCGAAGAAAAUAUAGCUCACAAUUGCGGAGUUAAUAAUUUGGAUGCUUUACCUCAUAUCCGACACACGUGGGGAGAUCCAUUUCCAAUUCCCAGGCCCAAUUGGAAUAUUGUUAUUGCCAGUGAUAUUCUACUAUAUGUCAAACAGUACCCAAACCUAAUAACGACACUAUCCUUUCUUCUGAAAGAAUCAGAGGAUAACAGCCAAGGAGCUGGCUGUACAAACAUUACAACCAAAUCAGGAAUACAAGUGGUUGCUAGGUACCCCAUGUUUCUGAUGAGCUGGCGCAGGAGGAUUGGCAAAGACCAGUCACUUUUCUUUGAAGGAUGCGAGAAAGCAGGCCUCGAAGUGCAACAUCUGGGUGAUCUUGUGUACCUCAUCAACAACAAGAACUGAGUGUUGAGGAGCUUCUGGCUUAAACGGCGGCAUUGAACUGGCUGAAUCUUUGUUUACACCAGGACAAGAAAGGAAACAUAAGAACUCUUGAGUACAAUUUGUAUGGUUCGGUUUCCCCUAUACAUCGUUUUCGUCAAGAAUGUAUUGCGCAAUUUUUUUACCGGAAAAUUGCAAAAUCGUGAGAUUAUAAGGCAAACAAAGUAAGAACUUCAGAAGUGUUUCGAAGGCAAAUGUUUGUUGCUUGUGA
Molecule: messenger RNA, 1091 nt
Organism: Brachypodium distachyon (stiff brome)
Lineage: Eukaryota; Viridiplantae; Streptophyta; Magnoliopsida; Poales; Poaceae
Product: methyltransferase-like protein 23
Exons: 7
Coding region: 71-844 (257 amino acids)
Source: RefSeq, a predicted model, not a curated record